Penicillium waksmanii is the source of this 990-nucleotide messenger RNA. RefSeq lists its product as uncharacterized. The annotation marks the transcript as partial. The record is from RefSeq and is a predicted model, not a curated record. The transcript has 6 exons. NCBI's taxonomy places the organism in Eukaryota, Fungi, Ascomycota, Eurotiomycetes, Eurotiales, Aspergillaceae.
UCGUUGGGGGGGCGGUUAUACACAAGGCAGAUCCAAAAGGUUGCCUACGGUAUUGAUGAUUAUCUCAUUAUUCCAGCAUUGAUGGCUAGUUUGGGACAAUCAGCUGUUUAUAUUUAUCUGGCCAAACGAGGAGUGAUAGGAUAUCACCUAGAGUACGUCGCUAAUUCACCUGAAAAAUUGAUCAUUUUGAACCAGGGUCUCUACGCCAACGAGAUACUCGACUUUCCCUUCAGCGUGACGCUUGCAAAAAUCUCGAUCCUCUUCUUCUACACAAGAAUUUUCCAAGUUCGCACCUUUCGAAUCAUCACAUAUAUUGUGGGCGCGAUUGUUAUCGGCCAUGGCCUUGGCGUGCUUUUUGCUGCGAUAUUUCAAUGCUCACCAAUCGCUUUUACAUGGAACAAAGCGAUAAUCGGAGGCUCGUGUUUUGAUCAGCAAGCCUUUUACCAAUAUGUUUCGCCUCCAAAUAUCAUUACGGAUAUUCUGAUUCUGAUUCUGCCCUUGCCAUACAUAUGGAAGCUACAUACCCGCAUAGGGCAUAAGCUCGCUCUGACGGGGGUCUUUCUACUGGGAAGCCUAGGUACCGUCGCAAGUAUCUUUCGCAUGAGGACAUUUUUUGAAGUGAGUGCUACUGGCAUGGCCGACCCAACCUGGUUAUCUGCUAAGCUCGGCAUUUGGACGGUUCUGGAAAGUGGCACCAUCAUCAUCGCUGCUUGUUUGCCUCCGCUCUGGCCUUUGAUUUCGAAGAUUAUUCCUCGGGCCUUACUCACAAAUCAAUCCACAAACCAACCACCGCGACCGGGUUAUAAUCCAAGUUCUCAACAGGUGAAAAGAGAGUCCGGAUUCUCACGUCUUGGGGAAAGUUCGGAUACAGUUGGAUGGUCUUUGGCUCAGAACUCAUGGCAGGAUCUACAAACAGACAGACAUACCGAUGAAGUACCACUUAAUGAUUUGCAUCGGAUACAUGGUCCUGAAGACCAAUUCACGAAAUAA